This is a messenger RNA of Staurois parvus, 445 nucleotides long. Lineage: Eukaryota; Metazoa; Chordata; Amphibia; Anura; Ranidae. The record is from the annotation of a GenBank genome assembly.
CCUGAUGCCUCUACCCAGCAUGAUGAACUGAUCCAGCCUGACGAUCCUAUUAGGACAGUUGACUCGAUCCCGCUGUUGAUCCAGAUGAUCCGGUACCUGAUCCGGUGCCCGCUGUCGAGCCAAAUGACCUGAUGCCUGGUGACCCAGUGCCCGCUGUCAUACCUGCCAGACAAUCCGGUACCUGAUGACCCGGUGCUCACUGUCGUGCCUGUUGACUCGGAGCCCACGGUGUGUGCCUGGUGACUCGGUGCCCGCCGCCGCCCCGCCUGGGGGCCCGAGACCUGUCGUUCCGCCUGGGGGUCCGGCGCCCGCCACUCCGCCUGAGGGCCCGAGACCUGUCGCUCCAUCUGGGGGUCCGGCGCCCGCCGCUCCGCCUGAGGGCCCGAGACCUGUCGCUCCGCCUGGGGGUCCGGCGCCCGCCGCUCCGCCUGAGGGCCCGAGACCU